This is a messenger RNA of Procambarus clarkii (red swamp crayfish), 9139 nucleotides long. RefSeq names its product thyroid receptor-interacting protein 11. Gene Ontology annotation, molecular function: small GTPase binding. Gene Ontology annotation, cellular component: Golgi apparatus. Lineage: Eukaryota; Metazoa; Arthropoda; Malacostraca; Decapoda; Cambaridae. Gene Ontology annotation, biological process: Golgi organization; endoplasmic reticulum to Golgi vesicle-mediated transport. The record is from RefSeq and is a predicted model, not a curated record.
CACCAAAACAUUGCCGAGUUGGCAGGAGUGAGAGAGAGAGAGAGGAGUGUCGUGUAUUUUGUCGACCCAGGCCCCCAACACCGCCAUUUGUGGCCCCUUCCUGCUGCUGCUGCUGCUGUGUCAUGUAGUGACCGCCUGACGGAGUACUUCGUCGACAGACUAAAGAUGUCUUGGCUGGGAGUGAACCUCAACGACAGCCUCAGCUCCCUCAAGGGCCAGCUGUCUAAUCUGACGCGUGAGGUCCUGUCUGAGGGCCUGGAGGACGUGGCAGAUAAUGAUACACAUCUAUUAGUCUCCCCAGACCGCAUCAAGGAGUUGGAAUCCCUCUGCCAACUUCAGAAACAUGAAGCUGAGGAGAGUAAACGGGUCCAAGCAGAACUGGAGGAGCGCCUUCAUGCUGCCGACCUGCACAGUGCACACCAAGUCGGCCUUCUUCGGCAGCAGCUGCAACAGCGCGAGGACGAACUCCGAGCUCUAAAGGAAAAGAGCUGCGAGUGGGGUUGGGAAGUUGGUGAUGGAGGCCCCAAUUACAACCACACUCCCAACCAUGUGUGGACAGAUGGCCUUCAGAACUCUGACCAUCAUAAUCACCUACCGCAACCACAGCAAAUUAAUAAGCGACAAGACUGGCAAGACCAUCUCAAUCAGCAGUUGGGCCGGCGCGUGGAGGAACUGGAGGAGUUGCUGAAGGCGCUGAAGGAUGCCCACCAGGACGAGGUCGCCACCCUCCAGGACCAACACCGGCACCAGCUGCUGGCUCUCCGUCAUCCAGGUGCAGACCAAGCUGGCCAGGCGCACGUCCCUCCUGCUGGCCACACUCCUCUGGCGAAGAGUGACGAUGGGCUGUCAGAGGGAGCAAGUGCUGCCACUAUCACUGAAAACAGCCACAAUGGCCAUGAAACAGGUUACAGAACAGAGUUCCAGCAGCAGUUGGAGAGGGAGAAAAGCGAGCUCCAAAGUGCUGUUCAGUGUCUCCAGAAACAGCUGGAGGAAAGUAACGAGAAGGUUAAAACAACGGAAGAGAGGUUGUCUUCGUUAAAUGAAAUGUGUGAGACACUACAGACGGAGAAUGAGCAAUAUGCCAAAAGCAUGGAGGAGUUGGAUUUCCAGCAUCAAGCAGUCAUUGAUAAAAUGUUGAAGAAGAGAAGCCAGGUUCAAGAGGAGAUAGAGGUCAUGAAGGCAGAGCAUGACCAGUUAACUCAACAGGUGGCCGAGCUUCAGGCAGAUAAGGCUACACAAGACGGGGAGAUGCAGAAUAUCAAGGCUCAACUACUACUAUGCAAGGAGGAGAAAGUUUCUCUUGCAGCUUACAAAGAGCAACUUGAAUUAUCAAUGCAGGAGAAACAUUCACUGCAAGCAGUGCUUGAUGAAAAGUCUUCUUUGUUGUCAAAUCUUAGUGAAAAGAUCCAACACUUGUGCCAAGAGAAUGAGCAGUUCCUUUUAGAAAAAACGAAACUUCAAGAGGAACUAGUCAGUGUUAAAGAUGAGAUUAAAUUGCAGAAAAUCCAAGAGGAACAAAAUUCCAAGGUCAAGGAAGAAUUAAGUAAUGUACGGAGAGAGUAUGACGAACAGCACCAGUCCAAUAUAAUGCUCAGUACUAGUAUAGAGAAAAUGGAGGUCGAGCUUAUUCAGCUGAGAUCAUCAGAGGCUAAUCUGAAGGAGUUGUGCAAAGUUGCCGAAGAUAAGAGAACUGCAGCAGAAGCAGUGUGUGCAAGCCUUCGUAAUCAGCUUGAAAGUCUUACUGAAGAAAAUGCCAAACUCGGCAUGACUGCAGUAGAAAGGAAAGUCCUUCAUGAUGCCAAAAAAGAAGAGCAGAAGCAGAUGAAGGAAAUUGAAGAAAAACUUGUUGUUGCAGAAACUGCAAAGAGUAACCUGGAACAAGAAUUACAAAACAAGUCUCAUGCUUUUGAAGAUGCUAAGACUAAAACAGAGCUGCUGCAGUCAGAGUUACAAGCUAAAGUCCAAGAAAUAACGAUAGCCAAUACAAGAAUAGCUGAACUUGAAGCCAAAGUAAAACACACGGAACAUGAUCUGCAAAAUCUUCAGAAGCUGAGGAAGGAAGAGAUGGAUGAAGUGAAGAAGGCACUUCUCCAUAACAGCCAAGAGGCCCCCAAAACUGUGAAGGCUGGUAUCCACAGACUGGCUCUACUUCUGAGUGAGUCAGUGUGGCAGAGGGAUACUUUAGAAAGGCACGUGUCGACAAUCACCCAGGAGCUUAGAGAGAAGAUGGAACAGUUUAAUGAGGCAGAAGCAACUCGUACUGAUCUUGAAAGAGAAUGCGAAGAUCUGCGGGACCAACUUGAAGAGAUACAAAAAGGAGUGCGACCACCACCGGAAGGUAGCAGCAGGGGACUGCCAACCAUAGAAGAGGAGAGUGAAGGAGGUGUGGAGGGAGAUAUUGAUGGAGAGCAGGUAGAGGAGAGCCAGGAGGUUAAAGUGCAGGAACACAAUGAACCUGCAGAACAGGGAAGAUCAGGCGAGAUUGAAGCAUUACAGGCACAAGUAGAAGCCUUGUCGGAAGCUCGGAGGAACCUGGAAACUGAAGUGGCCAUCAUAAGAGCAGAGCGUGAGACCUUACAGGGUCAACUUCAUGAAGCAGAGGGACGGACUGGAAACUUGGUUAAUUUGGAAACAGAAGCUGCAGCUUUGAGAGCUCAGAAAAAGUCCUUAGAGAUGCAGUUAGCAUCACUAACUCAACAGUUAGACCUGGAAACUAUAACUCUUCAAGAUUCGAGAGAUACAUUCAAAGAACAAGCAGACGCACUACAUGAGCAACUAGUGUGUCUUCAGGCAGAGACGACACUCUCACAACACGAGAGAGAUUCAAUUGGUCAACAGUUGCUCAAUCAAUAUCAUAUUGUAGAAGAUAGAGAUUCCACAAUCAGAGCUCUUGAAAUUGAACUGAAUAGUUUAAAGGAGAAAGUUCACGAGAAUUUUGGAGCUGCCAGUUCCAGUUCGGAGGCUCUAGCUCACUGCCAGCAAAAACUAACUAAAAUGCAGCAAGAACUUGACUGUAUUAAAUCACAGCUUAUAUUCAAGGAAGACAAGGUUGAUGAAUUAUCACAGGUACUGGAGGAUAUUGGGCAGAUUUUCCAGGUGAAUGUGAAAGAUGUUGACAAACUGCACAAACAAAUACAUGAUAAACAUUUAUCAUCAGAAAAUACUUUGAGAGAAAGAGAUGCAAGAAUAGAAGAAUUAAUACAAAAUAACAAUGACUUAAAAGGAGAGUUAAAUUUGUGUAAGAAACAGAGCUCUGAGAAUGAAAAUGAAACGACAACUAGAAUAGCAGAAAAUGAGCAAGAGCUAAAUUGUUACAAAAAACAGUUGGAGAAUUAUGAGAGAGAGGUUUCUGAGCUACGAGCGAAAGUAUUGAAGCUUUCAGAGGAAAUAAACAAGAGGGAUCAGAAUGCUCUUUCAUUACAAGAAGAGUUGAAUACUAUAAAGUUAGAGAAAAAUGAUACCAUAUUAAAGAUGACCCAGGGAAUUGAGGCACUGACUGGUGCUAAUGAAGAGAACAAAAGACUCCAGAAUACGCUUGCCUAUGAUAAGGAAUUAAUUUUACGCUUACAAUCUGAGAAUGAGGAUCUGAAGACGAGUCGAGGGCAGCAAACUUCUGAGCAAAGCAACAUGAACAUGAUAUUAAGAGAAAAGGAUAAUGAAAUAAAGGAUAAAGAUAAACAAAUUACCAUGUUGCUGCAACAAAUUGAUCAGCUUGAGAAAACUGAGCUCAUAAAUUUAGAAAGUGAGAGAAACAGUUUAGCAAGUGAUAAUGCAGAUUUAACUAAAAGGGAACAAACUCUGCAUGGUGAGAACGUUAAGCUGUCGCAAGAAAAAAAUGAAUUACUGCAAGACAAAGAGAGGUUGAGUAAAGAAUGGCAUGAGAUGGAGGCAGCAAAGGACUUGGCCUUGCAGCAACUUAGCAGCCUUCAGUUAGAGAGGGACCAGAUGAUUGCAGCAAUUACUCAGAAGCAUCAAGAAAGUGUGUCAUACCAUGCAGAGAUCCAGCGAUUAACACAAGUCCUUACUCGGACGACUCAACAGUCUAACGAGGACAGAGCGUCAUUAUCGUCGCAGCUAACCGAGAGGGACACGGCCCUGACGGAGGCUCGAGCACAAGUAGCAAAACUCCGGGAAGAGCUCGAUUCUCUGAAGAAAGUUCAAAGUGAACUUCAGAAAAAUGCUGCAGAAGGAAUUGUGCAAAAAACUGAGCUUAUAGGUUUGCGCAAAGAAAUUGAAUCAUUACGCACAAAGCUGGCAACAGUGGAGCAAGAAAGAGAUCAGCUUCGUGUUGCAAAUUCACAUUUCAACACACAGUACCAAGACCAGAGCAAAGAGUUAAGUAACAUCAGAGAGAAGGAGGGUCGCCUUGCAGCGGAGUGCGAGCGGUUGCGGCAGCAUCUUGUUGCAGUGGAGGAGUCGUACACCACCGAGGCCUUGAAGGCUGAGGAGAGAGAAGCCACCCUUCGCUCCACUCUUUCGAAAAUGGAAGAAAAACUCAAUAAUCAUUCAAAUUUCUUUAACACAGCUAACCAACGAGCAAGUGUUCAGGUUGAGGCCUUGCAGGAGCAGCUUCGUGAGGUGACGGCCAGAAGGGAUGAUGCUGUCUUUCGCUUACAAACGGCUGAAGAAAAUGCCGAGCAACACCAGCAGUCGUUAGUCACACUUCAGCAGGUAUUGCAAGAUUUCCAAAAGAAUCAAGUGCGUGAAAUAGCCGAAGCAACAGAGAGAACGAGAAAGCAGCUGGAUGAUGAAAAGCAAAAAACCACUUCACUCACAUCACAGAUUAAUAGUCUAAAGGCACAACUAGCAGAGGUUCAGAGUGGCUUGGCAGCAGCAUCAAGACUUGGGGAACAACUGGCGAAGAGAGAACAGAUGAUUGUUGCUCUUAAGGCUCAAGUGACAUCUCAAGAAGAAGUUGCCCGCAAAGCACGUGACGAAAUGAUUUGUUUGAAGUCGUCCUCGGAAGCAAAAGUUGAUAAGCCCCUUUUACGUAAUCUACUUGUGGGUUACUUUGCAACUCCAGCAGACAAUCGUCAAGAAGUUCUCCGAAUUAUUGCCGAGGUGUUGAACUUUUCUGGGGAAGAGCGUGCCCGAACAGGAUUGGAUGUGCAUGGUACCUCAUGGCUCUCAUCCAUAGCUAAUUUCCUUGCUCCCCCAGCGAGUAAUGUUCGUGUUACCUCGAAGGUGGAUGUUCUGGAUCAUACAUCACUCUCGCAAGCGUUCAUCAGAUUUCUCGAGGAUGAAUCGAGUCCACGGCUUCAGGCUCGCCUCCCAGCUGUUCAGAUGGUUCAGCAGACCACAGAAAAAGCUGAGAAGAAAGCUCAGGCUAAAGCUCAGGCUGCUAAUAAGAUCAACCCAUUUAUCAGCAUUGGGGAUGCAUCGGCAUCUGGUAGUGAAUCGGGCUCGAGAAACUCAUCACCUCUCCUGGCUGCAGCUUCCACUACUCCAACUAUGCCCACUAUAACCCCCGUGGUACCUACUUCUCCAUCGGCCCUGGUAGUGCCAACUACGGUUACAUCCAGCUCGGUGAUGACCACAAGUGUUGUGUCAAUGAAUAAAUACCUGAGCAACCUUUUAACAUCUGAGACAAGUGAGAAAGCUGAUGAAAUUGCCAGCAAACAGUUCACCUAAUCUUUGUGGAACGGUAAUAAUCUUAUUUGUAUAUUUGUAUGAUAAGGAUAUACCAUGCUACCAUUAUUUUCUUCCCUUAUUGUUAUGGGAUAAGAGUAAAAUUACAAUAGAGAAUCCAUGCAGUAUAUCUUGUAUAGAAACAAAACUGUGAUAACAUUUUCUUAAGAAUAAGUGUAAAUAUGACUAAUAUUAGGGAGUCUGGAUCGACUUGGUGGAACUCAAAAGCAUUAAAUAAUGCAUUGUAUAGUUAUAGGCAAUAGUAACCUUAUUGGCUCUGGUUUUAUAUAUGCUACAGAACACUUCUAGGGAUCUCAAGUUUUUUACAUACUGUACUGAAAAUGCUUUGUUUUGCAUUUUCCCAAUGGACAUGGGGUAAAUAUUAUUUUUAAAACAAUUUGUCGCAAUAGACAACUUCCGAGUCUGAUAUUGCAGAUAGUGUAACUAAAAAAGCAUGAUGUGAGCAUAGGAGAACUUGAGAAGCCUUGAACAAAGUAAAUAUUUCAUGGGUGUGUUAUCAUGGUGAAAUGUGCCAAGGUUUGGGUGUGCAAGUUGCCAAAAUUAACUUAUUUUAUACAUUAAGGGUACAUACAGGCCCUUGCUGAACCUUGUUUAGCAAGGACAGUUUCUCAAUGUUUUAACGGGGGGGGGGGGGAGAAUAGUUUUUACGUGUGAAUUAAACUAAAUUUGAAAGGGACAUCAGCUUAAAUACCGUUAUAAACUAAUUAAAAUACUGAAUCUUAUGAUAUGCACAUGUAUUCAAGAUUUGUAUUUUAAGUUAAACCAAAGUGUUAUAGUCCAGUUUUUUUUUUAUAUAAUAAAGGUGGUGCUAAGGUAGCAUUAUUCCGUUCCCUAAAUGCCUUUAUACAGUAAUGGAUGAAAUCAUUAGUUACAAAAAUCCAGUAAUCAUUAUUUCCAGUACGAGAUUUUUAAUUUUGGAUGGUAAAGGAAUACUUUGCUGUAGUUACACAAAUUUUUAGUGAAACAAAACAGAAAACUGGUUGCCCAUUGAAGCAUUAAUGUGUAAGGUUUAGAGGCAGCAUUUGGGCUACAGACACUAACAACCUGAUGGAUGAUAUGUCCUAAUUUCAUGUUCUACUUUUCCACUAGUUUUCACCACUUUUCUUUUAAGUGUAAAUUGCAAUAAUUUUAUUUUGUAGUUGAACCACAAUUUGUAAUUUUGACAAGCGUUUUGGGCACUAAUCCUUUUGACACCUGUAUCUCAUUAGGCAAGGAUGACAUGGACAAAUAUUGAAUAUUUUGCAUAUAAAAUUAAUCUUGCUUAUAAACUUUGUAAAAAAAAUUAUACUGGCAUUUUAACAAUUUCUGUAUGCAAGUGAUAGAAAUUAAGGUAUUACUUAGCUAAGAAUACUGUACAUCGAGAUUAGAAAUAAAAUAGUAUACUAAAUGAAUUUAGUUGUUAAUGUAUAAUUUACAAGACAAUGCCUUGCUAAUACAGUAUGGCAAUAGGAAUUUCUUGUUGGAAGCCCUGUCUGGAUCUCUUGAAGCUACUUACACCGAUAGUGUACCAGGUGCUGGGUCGCAUCAACCACAGAGUUCUGUCUGGCCAACUGGGGACCAAGAGCCAAAACCUGGCCCCCUUCAGAGGCACAGGGAGCAGUGAUAUUUAUAUAUUUAUUUAUGCCAACAGCAGGGAAGGGACCCCAGCAAGACGAAACAAACCACAGCUAUGAAGAGAGUCCGUAGCCACAAAUAGCCAGGAGAACUCUCCAACAAUGUAAACAAAAGAUCAAAACAUACAAAACAAGCACCAGUCAUUUAACCCAUCUUACUCCUGCGUGGGGGGAAAAGGUAGCUCAAUCAGCUGGUUUUGCAGCCCUUGGUUCUCUGAUGUGUAUAGUGUGUGUAUUGCCUCUCAGCUUGGGCUCCGGUUUUCUGCUUUCAGCUAAGUAGUAAUUUCUUUGCCAUUCUUGGCUUUUCUGUAUGCUGCUUAGUGUAGGGCAAGUUUGGACUGAAGUGCAUGUGCACAGGGUUUCCUUCCUUGUGUGUUUGCUAGUGCUGCCCUUACACUUCACAGGGUAACUUCCCCAGUCCCUCAUCGCUUGUGGUGGUUCUUGCCCAGGGUGGGGGUUAGGUUAUUUGGGUCUCUAUUUACUCUGGUAUUGUGCAGCAUUUGCUGACUUGGAGUACACUGGGUAUUCUCGUGCUACACGUUAGUGCACCGAAGUUGACCUAAGCCAGGCUAUGUUGGCUUACUAUGCCAUUUGUAUAUAUUGGUUUACUCCUGUAUUAAUAGACAUGGACAUCACACUAUUAGUGUUGGUUCUGUUGGUAUAGAUUCAGUGGAGUAUUCCUUUAGUCGGCGUAGCAUCAGUGCCUGGGUUUCCCGCUUGGUCAAGUUUCAUGGCACUUGGCGAUAUUCAUUCCUUCUGCCAUACUGCCUGUUGGGUCAGUGACACCUUCGACCCCGAAUCUUGUGGGGUUUGUUCUCGUAUGGCCACUCUUUUUGGCUCCUAAUGAGGUUUAGGCUUCUCAGGCAGCAACCAUUUUACAAGUUCAGUUUGGUAGGUUACAUUGGGCUUGGUUAUGUGCCCAGGUGGAUGCCCCUAAGCUACCCAGGUUGGUGUUUAGGCAUCUGGAAUUGGAGGUUUUCGUCAAUAUAAUUUUGGGUCAGUCCACUCUACCACCUUUUCCCGGCAGACAUGGUUCGCUCUUCUGAUCCUCUUUGCUGCUUCCAGGCAUAAAGGGUCAAAGGGUUUUGGGUAGGGAUUAGUUAAAGAUGUGCCUCCAGGGGUUGCCCCGUCCAAUGCAGGUAUAGAGGCAGUCGAGCUGGCUAGUCGUGCUGAGGGUUCUAGGUAUUUUUGGCCAGAACCUUCUUCCUCUGGUUGAGAAUGCUGACACUGCCUGGGGCCCCUCCACUGCAGCUUCUGUUGGAUGAGUCAGUUUGACAUUUAAGCCUGGCUCCUUUUGCAGGGGGUGGGGUUUCCAUAUCCAACCCCCCCCCCCCCUUUUAUGAAUAUGCUUUAAAUGUGGCGUACUCCUAGGGGUUCAGUUCUGCAUGCCUUUGGACCCAUCAGGAUCGUCUUUCUGGAGAUUUUCAUCCUCCUAAGUCUCCAAACACGGUUUAGGCAGCCAGGUAUCUUGUCAAUUUGUCUAGGCCCAGGCACCCUUGUGGGGCUUUGGGUUGUCUGCUGCAUCCUGGCCUUUCAGUGAUUCUUCCUCCCUGGCCCUGUGUUAACUCUGGUGGCUUGGACACCUUCCCUCUCCAGGUCGUUCAGGGAGGGUGGAGACUUUCUCACAUCUAACCUAGAACCGAGGGCUGUCACCUGCUAGCUACUACUACCCCCCCCCCCCUUCUCCCAUCCCCAAACAAAUGAGGCAAAUGAGCUGGCGGUUGUUUUUUCGAACUUUCGUUUUUAAACUUUCGAUAGAUUGUUCAUAUUGUUGCAGAGUAGUUCUGGCAGUUCGUGAAACUACGAUCUCUUGUAGAGCCGUGUGUUUUUUUUUUUUUUUCUUGCCGACAUUCUGGGUCCCUUCCCUGGUGGUGGCA